Colletotrichum phormii is the source of this 595-nucleotide messenger RNA. RefSeq lists its product as uncharacterized. Bases 250 to 426 code for a protein of 58 amino acids. The record is from RefSeq and is a predicted model, not a curated record. NCBI's taxonomy places the organism in Eukaryota, Fungi, Ascomycota, Sordariomycetes, Glomerellales, Glomerellaceae. The transcript has 2 exons.
GGCUUCAGCACACCCAUCGUAUGCCGGCCUUUGAACGGUGGAGACCUCCAUGCUGCUUCGCACUUUGGGGAGGAGGCAGACGCCACACCAGACUGGCAGACCGUUGGCAUUGUUACGCAACCGACAAUCCCGGAUGGCAUCUGUCUCAUGAGCCCUGAUAGAUGCCAUCUGGUCAGCAGAGGCUCUGGGCUGGGGCCGGGGGGGCGCUAACCCAAUGCCGGGCCUGUUCCACACGACGACUUAUGCUUAAUGGCAUUCCGGGAAGAUGUGAAGUUAAAUAGACUUCGUUCCCCCGAACCAGAGUAUGUUUUGCUCCUCAUCCCUUCUCUCAGGACAGUGUCUUUUCUCUACUUCAAACUUUCAAUUCUAUUCUUCAAGAGCUGUGCUCUAUUUCCAUUCAUUCUCAGCUUCUCUGUCAUUCCUUGAUACCCAAUUUUUAUACCGUUUUCACUUCACGACAGUCAUUCCAAAAUGAAGUCCUCCAUGAUCCUUCUCAUUGCUACCGGCCUGGUGUCGGGUCUGAGCAUCCCUAAGCAGCUGGACACCCGCCAGGCCAUCGUCCAGGCCCCGGCCGCAGCAGCACCCGCCGCCGCAC